Triticum aestivum (bread wheat) is the source of this 1819-nucleotide messenger RNA. RefSeq lists its product as uncharacterized. Bases 92 to 1588 code for a protein of 498 amino acids. The transcript has a single exon. NCBI's taxonomy places the organism in Eukaryota, Viridiplantae, Streptophyta, Magnoliopsida, Poales, Poaceae. The record is from RefSeq and is a predicted model, not a curated record.
UUUGCCAGGAGUCUCUUCAAGAUUUGCCAGAGGCCAGCCUAGUCAAAUUUGUCCACAGACCAACCAGAAGCGUGCCUCAUCAACCCCGGCCAUGGAGGUUGCCAUAUCUGCAGUUGCAGGUGAACUUGUGAGUCGAUUUGUCACCUUCCUGAUGAACAAGUACCACUCCUCCAGCCAUGCACAGUCAGAGGAGACGGUGGUGGAGAGGUUGCAGCAUGUCCUGUUGAGAGCUGUAACCAUUGUCGAGGAGGCGGAUGCUCGAUACAUAACCAACUCCGGGAUGAUGAUGCAGCUCAAGAUGCUCUCGGAGGCCAUGUACCGAGGUCACAGCCUGCUCGAUGCCUCAAGGUACCGAGCCCUCCAAGACGCCGCAGGCUUCGACGAGGUUAGCAGCGACGACCCAUCUAGCAGCAGUUUGUAUUUUGCCAUUCCCCUCAAGCGUUCUAGAACAGCAAUGGUGAAAGACGACAAGGCCAUGCGCCCGGGGUCACAUGGUGCCUUGGAAAACUUAGAAAUUGCUGUUGCUAACAUGGCUGAAUUUGUUGUGCUUCUGGGUGGAUGUGAGCGCAUGUCUCGAAGGCCAUAUGAUGUUUAUCUUUACACCGACAACUUCAUGUUCAGCCGACAUGCUGAAAAACAAAAGCUCUUGAGCUUCCUGUUGGAGCAAAACGACCCUCCUGGUGAUCAUGCACUGGCAGUUUUUCCGGUGAUAGGUGGUGUCGCAGUUGGGAAGAAAACUUUGGUUGCCCAUGUGUGUGGCGACGAAAGGGUUCGCUCAUGCUUUUCCUCAAUUUUGCACUUGAAUGGAGACAGCCAUUUGAGGAUGCUUGACGAUGGAAGGACCAUGUUUGGGAGGACAACACUGGUAGUUAUUGAAUUUGCUUCUGAUGUAGGCGACGAUGACUGGAAAAGCUUUCAGUCCUUUUUCAGAAGGAUGGGCAGAGGAAGCAAGAUCAUCAUCAUAAGUAAAUUUAAAACAGUAGCCCGUUUUGGAUCAGUGAAGCCAAUUUUCCUUAACGCUCUAUCUUACGAUGAGUUGAGGUAUCUUUUCAAGACACUGGCAUUUGGAAGCGCAGACCCGGUAGAACAUCCACGGCUAGUACAAAUAGCAGAUGAAAUCACCAAGGUGCUGCACAGUGUGCAAGGUUCACUUGUGGAAGUAAAUGUGUUUGCGGAUGUGCUGAGAAGGAAUCUCGAUGUUCAGUUCUGGUGUUGCAUACUGAACAAGGGGAUCAGACUGGUCAAAAGAAACCUGUCCAUGUAUGGCGUGCACCCAACCCUGCUUAUAGAACAAGGCCAGCCAGUGGACAUAACGGACCUCGCCUCGCAUCCACUUAGCAUGAUACCGUAUAAACCCAAGGAGGAAUCGCCAAGUGUGUCGUUAGGGGCGCUUGUAGCAGACCCUAGCAUCAGACCGGAUGGCGACUUCACUCUGGUCGCAUGGGAAUCAAGGAUACCCCCACAUAAAUCAUUUGUUCAUUAUGUCACAAGUCGUGCCCAGGAUACACAGGAAGGUAGUAGCAGUGCCUUGCCGGGGAGGAGGAAGCGCCGAGGCGUGCCAUUUGAAUGUUGCUUCAGACUAGUGUAAUGUGAUUCUAAUUUUGCUUCAGACUGGUGUAAUGUGAUUCUACUUUUGCUUCAGACUAGUGUAAUGCGUAACUCUUGUUGUAAUCUUUUAUAUGCGGCGAAGGAAUGUGUUCAUGUAUACUGACGAACUAUUACUAGGCCCUGUUUGUUUCAGCUUUGUUAGGGAACAGAUUCAGCUUUGAAAAAGCAGAAGCUGAAACAAACAGCCAUUGUAGAACCGCUUUGAAAAAUC